AUUGAUAAAUCACUAACAUUACUAAAUAAGACUUUUUAUAGCUUUGACUUAAGUAGUUGUUAGUGGAACAGCAGUGUUAAGUAAAUAGAAUAAUAAAUCAAAAAAUAAAAUUAGAAUGACUAAUAACAAUUCAACAACUAAAGAAGAAAAGGAAAAGGUAUCAGCACCUCCAGCAUCACUUGUUCCUGUACAACCAACACCACUUAGUUCAAAAGAUAAAGAUACUAAAAGAUUAAUAGUUGUAUUAUCACAAGCAUGUCUUGAGACUCAUAAAAUGAAUACUGGAGGUCCAGGAGGUGAUAAAUAUGCCCUUUUAAAUUGUGAUGAUCAUCAAGGUUUAUUAAGAAAAAUGGGUAGAGAUAUUGCUGAAGCAAGACCGGAUAUUACUCAUCAAUGUUUAUUAACAUUAUUAGAUUCUCCAAUCAAUAAAGCUGGAAAAUUACAAGUUUAUAUACAUACAGCUAGAGGAGUUUUAAUAGAGGUUAAUCCAAGUGUAAGAAUUCCAAGAACUUUUAAAAGAUUUUCAGGAUUAAUGGUUCAAUUAUUACAUAAAUUAAGUAUUCGAUCAGUUAAUUCUGAAGAAAAAUUAUUAAAAGUUAUUAAGAAUCCAAUUACUGAUCAUUUACCAACUAAAUGUCGUAAAGUUACUUUAUCAUUUGAUGCUGAAAUUAGAAGAGUUCAAGAUUUUGUAUCUACAUUAGAUGAAGAUGAAAGUAUAUGUGUAUUUGUUGGAGCUAUGGCUAGAGGUAAAGAUAAUUUUGCUGAUGAAUUUGUUGAUGAAAAGAUUGGACUUUCUGAAUAUCCAUUAUCUGCAUCAGUUGCUUGUUCUAAAUUCUGUCAUGGUUGUGAAGAUGUUUGGGGUAUUUUCUAAUAAACAUAACCAAUAAAUAACAAUAACAAAAACAUUUCCUAUUUAGUUCUACUACACAGUAUAUUUAUCCAUAGUCAUUUUAAUCUAUAUAUAAUCAUUUAAUAUAACAAUGUGCAUUAGUAUGUAUAUUCUCCAUAGUUAAGGGUAAUAAGGGUCUAAGUAUUUUUUUC
Scheffersomyces amazonensis is the source of this 1041-nucleotide messenger RNA. RefSeq names its product 18S rRNA pseudouridine methyltransferase (gene NEP1). The record is from RefSeq and is a predicted model, not a curated record. Gene Ontology annotation, molecular function: rRNA binding; rRNA (pseudouridine) methyltransferase activity. Gene Ontology annotation, cellular component: nucleolus; small-subunit processome. Bases 116 to 871 code for a protein of 251 amino acids. Gene Ontology annotation, biological process: rRNA base methylation. Lineage: Eukaryota; Fungi; Ascomycota; Pichiomycetes; Serinales; Debaryomycetaceae. The transcript has a single exon.